AUGCCGGUCGCAAUUGUCACUGGAGCCAGCUCUGGAAUAGGACGCGCAGCAGCUAUUCUGCUUGCAAAAAACAAUUAUAAAGUUUCUUUGACUGGAAGAAAUGUUGCCGCGUUGAAUGAACUAGCUGGACAAAUUGUGAGUGCUGGAAGUGAUAAGAACGAUGUGUUAGUAACUGCUGUCGAGCUGGCUUCCGAUGAAGCACCAAAAAAAAUUGUAGAUGCAACUGUACAACACUUCGGUAGAAUUGAUACAUUGAUCAAUUCCGCUGGAAUUCUGCGUGCUGGUCCAGUUCUCGAAUCAGGAAUUGAAGUUUACGAUGAGUUAAUGAAUGUGAACGUUCGUAGUCUAGUAAGACUAACACGUGCAGCUCUUCCGCAUAUUAUUUCGACAAAAGGAACUGUGGUUAAUGUUAGCAGCAUCAAUGGUCCAUGUCCGUUUCCGAAUGUAACAUAUUACUGUAUGUCCAAGUCAGCUGUCGAUCAAUUUACAAAGUGUUUGGCUCUUGAAAUGGCACCGAAUGGAGUUCGUGUCAAUGCUGUCUGCCCCGGGGUCACGGUCACCAAUCUUCAUCGUACAUCAGGCCAAGAUGAGGCAACCUAUUCUGCGUUCUUAGAACGCAGCAAAACGACACACGCUCUCGGCCGUCCAGGUGAUGCCAAUGAAGUCGCCGAAGCAAUCUACUUUCUUGCCUCCGAGAAGAGUUCUUUCACAACUGGAGAACUUCUUCGUGUAGAUGGUGAGUUAUCAACUAUGCCAGUUGCUAUAAUUACUGGCGCUAGUUCUGGAAUAGGAAAAGGUACUGCACUUUUGUUUGCCAAAAAUAAGUACCAACUUUCACUGACGGGAAGAAAUUUGGAUGCAUUGAAAGAAGUUGCAGCACUUUGUGUUUCAGAAGGUGGUGUAGAUCCAAAUGAUGUUCUGAUAACUGCCGUUGAGUUGAGUUCAGACGAAGCGCCAAAGACGAUUGUUGAUGCAACAGUGCAUAAAUUCGGGAGAAUCGACACAUUGGUCAACUCUGCAGGAAUUCUACGAUCCGGACCAGUACUUGAAUCCGGAAUUGAAGUUUUCGAUGAGUUGAUGAACGUGAACGUUCGUAGUUUAGUUCGAUUGACUCGUGCUGUUCUGCCAUAUAUAAUUUCAAAUAAAGGAACGGUCGUCAAUGUGAGCAGCAUUAACGGACCUUGUCCGUUUGCUGGAGUAACUUACUAUUGUAUGACCAAAUCUGCUGUUGAUCAAUUCACCAAAUGUCUAGCUCUGGAAAUGGCUUCAAACGGUGUACGUGUGAAUGCAGUAUGUCCUGGUGUUAUUGUUACAAACAUUCAUCGAACUUCCGGGCAAGAUGAGGCGACAUACGCUGCUUUUCUCGAAAAAAGCAAAACAACACAUGCCCUUGGUCGUCCUGGAACUACAACAGAAGUGGCUGAGGCAAUUUUGUUUUUGGCUUCGGAUAAGAGCUCUUUCACUACUGGUCAACUUCUUAAGGUCGAUGGCGGUCGUGGAAUUAUGCAUCCACGAUAA
Molecule: messenger RNA, 1518 nt
Organism: Caenorhabditis remanei
Lineage: Eukaryota; Metazoa; Nematoda; Chromadorea; Rhabditida; Rhabditidae
Exons: 12
Coding region: 1-1518 (505 amino acids)
Molecular function (GO): oxidoreductase activity
Source: RefSeq, a predicted model, not a curated record